Molecule: messenger RNA, 477 nt
Organism: Abrus precatorius (Indian licorice)
Lineage: Eukaryota; Viridiplantae; Streptophyta; Magnoliopsida; Fabales; Fabaceae
Exons: 1
Coding region: 1-477 (158 amino acids)
Source: RefSeq, a predicted model, not a curated record
AUGGGCAUGCGAUGUUUGUUUAUGCUUCUUUUUCUGCUUGGAUUUGCAGAAUCACAGUCUUCUAUACAUUCCUUUAACCAUACAGACUUAGAAGCAGCGAUAGGUGACAUGAGAAGCAAAUCUUACUAUGGAUUUGCAAUGCUUUUGCAGAUGCUGAAUGGAACAUCACAACCAAGUAGGGAGCUAACUUUCUUAAUGCCAGAUGAUAGAGAACUAUCUGCAACCUCUAUUUCUGUUGAUCAAAUAGAAGAGUUCUUACUACGCCAUGCUAUCUUAAUGCCUCUCUACUUCAAUGAUUUAUCUCCUUUUCCAACUGGGACCCUUGUUCCCUCAGGGAUUAGCUCCAAAAUGAUUAGGAUCCAUAACCGUGGUAGGGGGGAUUUCUUUGUUAAUAAUGCACAAAUAGUUUCAGCUAAUGUUUGCUUGAGCUCAGUGAUUAAAUGCCAUGGAAUUGAUGCAUUAAUUGAAUAUGAUUGA